This is a messenger RNA of Ustilago hordei, 4356 nucleotides long. RefSeq lists its product as uncharacterized. Bases 1 to 4356 code for a protein of 1451 amino acids. Lineage: Eukaryota; Fungi; Basidiomycota; Ustilaginomycetes; Ustilaginales; Ustilaginaceae. The transcript has a single exon. The record is from RefSeq and is a predicted model, not a curated record.
AUGGCGUCACCUAUGCGAGCGCCUGACCUGGCAAAGGCUCAUCCGCUGUUCGCAGGAGAGUCGCCCACAAGGUCACCAGGACCAUCUUCACUAGUCAACCGCCCUAUUUGGGGUCAACGCAAGGCAGUUCCAAUCGACUACAGCGCUGAUUCUCACUCGGCUGUUCCGCGAGGCUCAGUCAGUCGCACCUCUUCCUACCAGAACGAAGCGAGCUCAUCAACAUCAAGCCUACGUCCUGCUCCAGUCGACGACCAUGUCUUCUACUCGCCAAAUGGUGCCGAUGCUACCUCCCAAACCGCAUCCUACAUUCCACGCACCGGUCGGGUCAGUAGCUACGACCUUCAGUUCGAUGAUGCAGACGAACCAUCGCUUCUAGAUGACUCCCUCUUUGGUGGUCCUGCGCCUGGAUCACCACAACUCUUUGAUCGAGAUAUCCCAGCUUCCAGAGCGACAAAGCAAUCUACACUAUACAGCUCUGCUUCGCCCUCCCCGAACCAAACGCCCAUGCCCAAGGCUCGACCCAGCUCACCUUCUAGCAGAAGACAAGGAGCACUAUCGCCCUCGCAUGGCCAUAGAAGACGCAGUCCUACACCAAGUGAUUCGCGCCGCUCCACCACCGCCAACAGCAAUGGAGGCCGCGUGCAAGUUUUGGCGCGAGAGGUCGAAUUCCCGCUCGACUGGUUACAGCAGCUUCAUCGCUUGGCUGAUAGUGAGCUCGAGUCUACUCUUUCUGGUCCUCUACCUCAUCGUCCGUUGGCUACCAAGCAGCCACGCGAGUCAACGCCUGUCAAGUCUUCCGACCUCAAUGCACGCAACAAGGACUCAAAGCCACAAGCCUACGCCAUUCAACUCACCAAGGCGCUAUCGCGUUCCCUUGCAGAAGCACACGCUGAGCUCGACAAGCUCUGUCUUGCGACGGAGAAGGAGCGUGCUCAACAUGCAGAAGCAAUAGAGCAUAUGCAGCAGCGUAGCGAGUCACGAGAAGUCGCCCUCACUGGCCUCUGCCUCGAACACGGCAUCAAGCAAGGACAGAUCAACCGCAGUUUACUGCGAGCCCCUGUCCUGGACGCUCAAGUGCUCAAACGCAAACGCAUUGCCGAACAACAACAGAGUCUCGCACAGGAGAAAGCUGGCGUCGAACCGCCACCCGAAGCAACGACUCGUGCUCUGCCCGACUCUUUGCAAGAAGCUAUGCUGGAGGAUCUCGAAGGUCUGGCCAACACUUCGGCCCUUGCUCGCUCUCCAUCCCUGAAGCCAGCAAGCGUCCACAGCGCUACUCAUCCACCACAGUCAGAACGUAGCCCUUCCAUGCGGUCUCACGAGACCACCGCCUCAGCAAAUGCUGCACUCUCAGGUCAUCAGCGCGGCAAGUCGUUGUCCAUCUCGAUCGCUUCCACCCGCGAUAAAGAUGACGACGAACGAAGCGUCAGGUCGUCCGCUGCUUCCUUCGACGACAGCCUCAGCACAAGCCCCUCCUCCCGUCACAGAUCUGCUGCCCUCAAGUCUUCUCCACAAGCUCCGGCAUCUCCGCAGCCGCUUCACAAAGCGAAAGCCUCCCAGGCAGCUUCUCCUCGCGCUAGAUCCACCUCCUCCAGCACUUCACUCGGUGGUGGUCUGGGCGGCUGGGCAAGUGGUCUCCUGCCAUGGUCCGGCGGUGGCGACUCACGCAAAGCGGCUCCGAGUACGGCACCAAGUAUGGUAAAAGCGACCAGCCCUGGCAGGCAGGAGAUGGCUCAGUCUGCCGCCGCGGCCAGUGAGGCUGCGGGUAAGCGCUCAGUCAGUGCCUCCAAGUCUUCAAAGGCCGCCUCCGCUUCCACUUUUGCCCGAGCCUUUGGUCGCUACGCACGCUCAUCACCAGCGCCUGAAUCGCCUCCUGCGGCCAAACAGCCGAAUGUGACCCGUCUGCCUGACACCUAUCAGUUCGACCGUCGUAGUACCGAUCAAGCCAACUCGCCCGGUGUCGCUGACGAGAGCACCGUUCUUGGCGCGCCUUCGCCGCGACCACCCAGUGCUGCAGUGGAGUUGGAGCCCAUCUUGCCCAACGAUGCAGCGCCUCCUACACUCAUCUUCCGCAAAAAGAAGGGAAGAAAGAGUGCGUCAGGAUCGGCCGGCCUGGGGAUCUCCUCCUCCAGCAGCAGCAACAGUAUCGAAGAGAAAGCAAAGGUUGCUAGCACAUCUGUUGCCAGCAGCAGCAGCAGCAGCAUCAAAGGAGCUGCCAAGCAGGCAUCCGCUGCGGACACACCGACCUCAGCCAAGCAGAAGCGUGCCGCUCGACUCAGCACACUCGACGAGGAGGAAAGUUCUGGAGACGAAUUCGAAGUGUACGGCGGCAAAGCCCCCGUGCCAGGAUUUACAAACAUAGCUGAGAAUGCUCCUUCAUCAACAUCAGCAUCUGCAACAACGAACCCGACGGCAAUGGCAGCAGACUCGUCCAUCGUCAUUCGUCCAGCAGAAGACUCGGACUUCGACAGCAGCCUCGAAGAAGAGUUCCAGGUACUCACAGAUCGCUAUGGUUUCAUCUACAAUCCUACUGACGCCGACAUUCGUCUGCUUCGUCAAGCAAGGAAGGCUUCAGCGCCCGCCCCUGCCACUCUCACCGGGGUCAAAGUCGGCAUCCGCGCUCGCGGUGGUACGGACAGCCAAAGUGAGAAUGACAAGAACGACCCUGAUUUGGAUACUGCCGACUCUGAGGAUGAGGAGCUGGAUCUGUCUCGUGCGGUGAACGAGCGGCUCAAGUCAGUGGCUCCGCAGUUCGAUCACAACGACGUAAAGCUCCAAUUAGGUUCUCGCUCGACUUCGCCAACUCCAUCGACCAGUGCCACCUCUGCCGUCGAGGGAGCCACGUCCGAUGAUGGCGCAGCUACUGACAGUGCCAGCACCAAGGCUAAGCAAGCCAAGCGUCGCAGCAACUUGUUGGCUGUACCGGACAGUAAACCAGUUCAAGCAGAGGUCCUUGCCGUCAGUGCAGUCUCCAAACCCUCGUCUGCGUCGCCUUCUCGCAGAAGUCCCAGCAAGCCACGCCGUGGCGCACGAUCCAAUGCAUCUUCGAGGUCGAGCAGCCCGGUUAAGGCGAGCGCCACGCCUGGAGGUGCCGCCCAAUUGGGCCUGCCUUCGGUCUCCAACACAGUCCGGAGACUCCUGACGCAGCUUAAGGACAUGCAUGACACGCAACAGGUCGAGCAAAAGCAACGCUGGGAUGCUUUCCUAGAACGCAGAAGAGCUAACCUGCAGGCUGCUUCGAGCGAUGCAAAUGGCGUGAAUAGCAGCACAAGCAGCAACACCAUAGCGCAGGCAAACAGCAGCGCUGCAAAGCCAUCUGUGUCAAGUUCGACCUCAAAGACGAAGGCGCUGCUGGCAGGAACUCUGUUCGGCGGUGCACCAGCAGAAGGAGCUAAAGCACUAGGUUCGGCGGAGAAAGCUCCAGAAGAGGAUUGGUCUUCUGGCAUGGUUGGUGUCAAUCGUAUGGGCGACUCAAAGAGCGGCAAAGAGUACUGGCGCGAGUUCCUUACACUUUGCCAAACUGGCAUACCGCUCUGCUACAGGGCAAGGAUCUGGGCGGAAUGCAGUGGCGCAAACGACAUCGCCGAACCUGGUCGCUAUCAGGAGCUACUCUCGGAUCAUCAAGGCGAGACAAACGAGUGUUUGACGCAGAUUGACCUCGACGUGCAUCGCACCAUGCCAACUAACAUCUACUUCGGAGGUGAUGGUCAGGGUGUACCCAAGCUGCGUCGUCUACUGGUCGCAUUCAGCUGGUACAACCCAAGCACUGGCUACUGUCAGGGCAUGAACAAUCUGGCCGCAACGCUUUUGCUGACGCAUGCGACGGAGGAAGAGGCUUUCUGGGUGCUGGUAUGCUUGAUAGAGAAGAUCCUGCCGAGCGAGUACUAUACGUCGCAUCUCCUUGUCUCGCAGGCUGAUCAGAGGGUCUUGAUCGAGCUGGUCAGCGAGCACAUGCCACGUCUGCACGAGCACAUCAGAGAGCUUGGUGUCGAUCUGCCAGCGAUCACAUUCGCAUGGUUCUUGUCGCUCUACACCGACUGUCUUCCCGUCGAGACGCUGUUUCGUGUGUGGGACGUCAUGUUUGUCGAAGGGAUGGUGAUCCUGUUCCGCGUCGCCAUGGCCAUUAUCAAGCUGUACGAAUCCGAGCUGCUCGCAACAACGUCCGCUUCGUCAUUCUACGGCCUCGCACACUCACUCACUUCGCGCCUUUUCAGCGUCGACAAGCUCAUCCACUUGGCCUGCAACGAGCUCAAAGCAUCUAUUCGUUAUGCCAACAUCCUCGAAAAGCGAGAACGUCAUGUAGCAGACCUUACCGCCGAGCUCGGCCUAGACCUUGCCGGCACUUCUGACUCUUAG